Molecule: messenger RNA, 6105 nt
Organism: Aedes albopictus (Asian tiger mosquito)
Lineage: Eukaryota; Metazoa; Arthropoda; Insecta; Diptera; Culicidae
Exons: 1
Coding region: 1-6105 (2034 amino acids)
Biological process (GO): DNA integration
Molecular function (GO): nucleic acid binding
Source: RefSeq, a predicted model, not a curated record
AUGUCGUCGAAGCAUUCCAAGGCCGGAUCCGGGAACAGUGGCAAUGGGCUAACGAUCAUCCCUAGCGCGACAGCGGCAACGUCUUCGCAGUCUGCGGCCGUGCUUCCGACGGAAAAUGCGGUAGGCACCGCUUCCCAGGUAAACGUAGAUAAGCGAAUCUCUGGUCACCAUGAAACGGGUACCAUUCCGAAGAAUCCCAGUAAUAAACCCGGUAGUACCACUAGCUUUCCGCGUCGUAAUCCGCCACGUAAUGCGCGUCCGAAUCGUCAGUCAAGUUGUCAGUUGUGUGAUGGGUUGGAUAACAUGAACAUGAUACAGUGUGAUGCGUGCAGAGGAUGGUUCCAUUGUGAGUGUGCAAAGGUAAUGGAGGGAACCGAGGAUCAGAGCUGGUGUUGCGCCAAAUGCGUGUCCAUUCUCCGUAGAUCGCAAGCUCCCUCCGGCGAUGCUCGGAGCUCGGAGAUUCAGAAGCAACAAGUUCCAAACCCGUCGCAGCGAUCCAUGAGCAGUGGGAAGAGUAUGCAGAGUGAGGCAAGAAGGAGGCUGAAGCUGCAGUUGCUGAAAAUCGAGGAGGAGAAAAGGCUUGAAAAGGAAUUUUUGGAGAAGAAAUACGAGGUGCUGCUUGAGUUUGGGAGUGAGUCGUCAACAGUGAUAAGCGACAGUGAAUCUAUCCUCGACAAUGCUUCGAAGAUCGAACAGUGGAUGGCCGAUACAGAUCGUUUUGGUGCCGACGUGGAUUCCGGUCUAGCGGACGAGGUCGACGGGCCCGUGGCGAUUAACUCGCGGAGGCCUGCGGAGCAUUCUGCUCGAAAUCUCAGACAGGACGUCGAACAUCCAGUCCACCAAUCACGUUAUCAACCGACCGGGCGAGGGUUCCAGUUCGAAAAUGCUACGAUCGUCACUAGUCAUCCAGCGCAACCUGCACUACUUUCUCAAACGAGGGCGGAAACAGUCGUGCAGCCGAAUCGCUUCAUCCCAGGGCAACGAUCAACUCCAAUGUGUGGUGAACAUCAGCGUCCGACAGUUCAGCCCGUGCAGUCCAUCGACGACGAGACCAUCUGCAUACUCAACCGUAGCCAGCUGGCCGCGCGACAAGCAGUUCCAAAGGAUCUCCCAGAAUUUGGUGGAAACCCAGAGGAUUGGCCGCUUUUCUUCUCAGUUUUCCACAGUUCCACCCAAAUGUGUGGGUUUUCAAACGAAGAAAAUAUGCUACGUCUCCAGAAGUGCCUCAAAGGAAGGGCAUUAGAAGCAGUCAGAUGCCGUCUUCUCCAUCCGUCUAACGUCACAGGAGUGAUAUCAACACUGAAGAUGUUGUACGGAAGGCCGGAAGCAAUCGUUCAAGCAAUUGUGAAGAAGGUCAGAGCUCUACCAUCGCCGAAUAUCGACCGACUAGAGACGGUAGUCAACUUCGCGCUCACUGUUGAGAACUUGGUCGCAACGAUCCAAGCUUGCGGAGUGAAUGACUUCGUUUACAAUGCUUCGCUGCGUUACGAGCUUGUAGAAAGACUACCAUCGUCUUUAAAGCUUGACUGGGCCAAAUACUCGAGAAACACACCGAAUCCCAAUCUGGCCGAUUUCAGUACCUGGCUGUAUGCAACAGCAGAGGAUGCCAGCGCAGUGAUGGCGUCAGUUAGCAGCGAUUCCAAGCCUCGUUCCAGCAAGACAGCUGGUUUCCUGAACGUUCACGAAGCAGGCGAUUUAGAUAGCGAACACUCUAUGUCAUCGAGGGUGCAGCCGUCUACUUUCGACGAAAUGGAAAAACAGUGUCCAAUCUGUAAUGGCGGGUGCCCGAACGUCGCAAAGUGUAAACGGUUUGCCGAAUUCAGCUGUGACUCGAAAUGGGCUGCUGUUCGCGAAUGUAAACUGUGUCGGAAGUGCUUGCGAAAGCACAACGGUUCGUGCCGACAACAGAAGGCGUGCGGAACAAAUGGCUGCACUUAUCUACACCACCCGCUUCUCCAUACCGUCGGUAGACAACAAUCCAACGAACCGGCGACUAACGCAAUCGUGCCUCCAGAGACAACGCAACAGAGCUGCAAUAUUCACCAAAGUCAAUCAAAACUACUUUUCCGAAUUCUUCCAGUCCUUCUCUAUGGGCCAUCGAAAACCGUACGAACGUACGCGUUCAUCGACGACGGAUCCGAACUUUCCAUUAUGGAACAGAGUCUUGCUGACGAACUCGGCUUAGAAGGGCCAAAGACAUCGCUGUGCCUCAAAUGGACGGGAGGUUCACAACGCCUGGAGAGUUCGCAGAGAGUUAGCUUGCAGAUAUCCAGCAGCAAAGAACAAUCGGGGAAAUAUCAGCUGUCUUCCGUACAAACCAUCAAAAGCCUUCAGAUUCGACCUCAGACACUGAUGUAUGGCGAUAUCCAACAAACGUACCGCCACCUCGCCGGACUACCGAUUGAGUCGUAUGAGAAUGCCAGCCCUCGAAUUCUCAUAGGCCUGGAUAAUCUAAAUCUUGGUCACCCGCUGAAAAGUCGAGAAGGCCGCACACAAGAACCGAUAGCCACCAAAACACGACUAGGCUGGACUAUCUACGGAAGCUGCACUCCUGAGGAUACAACCGCGAAUUCCGUAAACUAUCACUCUCUUCAGGUGUGCCAGUGCAACCAAUACGCGGGCGAAGACCUUCACCAAACUGUAAAAAACUAUUUCGCACUUGAGAGUAUCGGAAUUGUGAAACCAGAUAGGCUGAUACAAUCGCGAGACGACCAACGGGCGCAGAUGCUAUUGGAAUCGCUCACCAAACACCGAGAUGGGCGCUAUGAAUCAGGACUACUCUGGAAGUACGAUAACGUCCGACUUCCAGACAGUAAACCGAUGGCGCUGAAGAGAUGGGAAUGCCUGGAUCGGAGGAUGAUGAACGACCCGCAGUUAGCAAAUGUUGUUAGAGCGAAGAUUGAAGAUCAUGUAUCGAAGGGAUAUGUCCGGAAGCUGUCCUUCGCAGAGAUUCAAGCUGAAUACCCCCGCGUGUGGUAUCUACCAAUAUUUCCGGUAGUGAACCCAAACAAACCCGGCAAGACUAGGCUCGUUUGGGAUGCAGCUGCAACCGUCCAUGGAAUAUCUCUGAACACCGUCUUGCUGAAGGGCCCAGACCUGUUGACUUCGCUGCUAACUGUACUAAUGCAAUUCAGAGAGUACAAAAUCGCAGUAUGCGGUGACAUCCGCGAAAUGUACCACCAGAUCCAGAUGCAGAAUGUUGAUCAGCAGUGCCAGCGCUUUUUUUGGAAGGAAAAUAUAGCUGACGUCGAGCCAAGUACGUACAUCGUCCAAGUGAUGACCUUCGGAGCCUGUUGCUCCCCAAGUACGGCGCAGUAUGUAAAGAAUGUGCACGCAAGCAAGUUCCAGCAGGAAUAUCCGGCCGCCGUUGAGGCUAUUGUGAAGCGACACUACGUUGACGAUAUGCUUCUAAGCGUAGAGCAGGAGGAAGAAGCAGUUCAGCUGACACGAGACGUGAGGGAAAUCCAUGCGUCGGCAGGUUUCGAAAUCCGCAAUUGGGCAUCUAACUCGUCUAAAGUAUUGGCACAAUUAGACGAACCUUCUACGGCUGAAAAAAGUUUUGAAGAGGAUGGCUGUGUUGAAAAAAUUCUCGGAAUGUGGUGGAACACGUCUACAGACCGCUUCACGUUCAAGGUUUCAAACCGUAUAGACGAAGUCCUGCUGUCAGGUGGUCGCCGUCCUACGAAACGAGAAGUCCUGCGAACUAUGAUGAUGGUUUUCGACCCGCUAGGUUUUAUUAGUCAUUUUCUUAUGGUGCUGAAGACGCUUCUUCAGGAAAUAUGGCGGUCUUCAAUCGGCUGGGACGACGAGAUAAACGAUCAACACUUCGAAAAGUGGUCAACCUGGUGCGCAGCUUUGCCCGAAAUAGCAAAACUUCAAAUUCCUCGUUGCUACCGUUCACUAACAUCUACCUCCGAAGAUAACGAAGUUCAGCUGCACACGUUUGUAGACGCGAGCGAAGCCGGCUUUGCGGCGGUGGCGUACUUGAGAUUCCAAGAGGGAUCGAUCAUCGAGUGUGCGCUAGUAGGGUCCAAGACAAGAGUUUCGCCGUUGAAGUUUUUGUCUAUCCCACGAUCAGAGCUUCAAGCGGCUGUUAUCGGAGUCCGCUUUGCUGAAACUAUCUGCAAGUCACUUUCCUUCAAAGUGAAGCAGCGGUUCUUCUGGACAGACUCUAAAGACGUGCUGUGCUGGCUGAAUUCCGACCACCGCCGCUACAGUCAGUAUGUUGCCUUCCGAGUUAGCGAGGUUCUAGAAGCUUCGGAUAUACGAGAAUGGAACUGGGUUCCAACCAAGCAAAACGUAGCAGAUGAGGGAACUAAAUGGCGCCAGAGACCGGAUUUGUCUGCAUCGAGUCGCUGGUUCCGGGGUCCAGAGUUUCUUUGGAAAGUCACGGAGAAUUGGCCAAUCUCCAAAGAUCGCAUCGGAAAUACAACAGAGGAACUACGUCCGCAUCUGUUGCUCCAUACAACUGUUACUGAGUGCGCAGUCGAUAUUGAUCGAUUCUCCAAUUGGCGAAGACUGCUUCGUUGUACUGCUUACGUACUGCGCUACAUACGAAAUCUGAGACUUUCCGUACAGAAGCUGGAUGUCACAAGCGGACCGUUGAAUCGUCAAGAGCUGAGUGAUGCCGAGAACUACCUGUACCGUGCUGCACAGUUAGCCGCAUUUCCCGAUGAAAUUGCCAUCCUUUCGAGGAACCGGAACUCGGAGAAAACGGACAAGCAUUUGCCAAGAAGCAGCCCACUCUUUCGUCAAUGCGUCUUUCUGGAUGAAGUUCAAGUUAUCAGGAUCCAGGGCAGAACACAAGCUUGUUCGGUCAUCUCUCGAGAUGCAGUUCAACCAAUUUUCCUUCCUCGGAAUCACUCAAUCACCAAGCUGAUCCUCCUCGAUUUCCACAAUCGUUUUAACCAUCAGAACCAUCAAACAACGAUCAACGAAGUGCGUCAACACUACCGGAUUCCAAAACUGAAAGCAGCUUACAAAAGCAUUCGGAAGGAAUGCCAAGAAUGCCAAAAUUACCAUGCAACUCCGCAACCACCUUUCAUGAGUGAUCUGCCUCCGCAACGUCUUGCCGCUUUCACGCGACCAUUUACUUUCAUGGGAGUGGACUACUUUGGCCCCAUGAUCGUCACUGUAGGACGGCGUUCCGAAAAGCGGUGGGGAGUUCUGGCAACUUGCCUCACCAUACGCGCAAUCCACCUAGAACUAGCCCACACACUGACAACUGAUUCCUGUAUCUUGGCGUUACGCAACAUUAUGGCCAGAAGAGGAGUGCCCGCAAUCAUCUUCAGUGACCGUGGUACCAAUUUCCAAGGCGCAAGUAAAGAGCUAAAGGAAAUGAUACAAAGUAUCAAUCAAGAACAACUCAUGAAUGAGUUCACGACGCCCAACACUGAGUGGCGCUUCAUACCACCGGCCUCUCCACAUAUGGGUGGGGCCUGGGAACGCCUGAUCCGGAACGUUAAGUCAAAUUUGUCCAAACUUCAAUGGAGAAGGCUGCCUACUGACGAAGUUCUAAACAGCAGCCUAAUCGAGAUCGAAAACGUGGUCAACUCAAGACCGCUGACCGAGAUCCCAAUUGAAGACGACGAAUCUCCGGUGCUGACACCCAACCACUUUCUACUGGGAUCGUCGAACGGAUUGAAGUCUUGGGUCCCAUACAACGACAAUCCUUCUGUGCUUCGCAACAGCUUCAAACUUUCACAAGUCAUGGCCAACCAGUUUUGGAGGAUGUGGUUGAGGGACUACUUGCCCGUGAUCACGCGACGUACCAAAUGGAUCACCAAGGCAGAACCAAUUAAAGUUAACGACAUUGUUGUAAUCGUAGACCCGAAAGCUCCUCGUAACAGCUGGCCACUUGGACGGGUCAUCGCAACCAGACGAGGUUCAUACGGCCAAGUAAGAAGCGCUACUGUUCAGACCAACCAUGGCAUCUACGAGCGUCCUUCAGUUAAGCUAGCGGUGCUCGACGUAGGCGUCCAUAACCAAUGCGAUUCAGGGGAUCCUUUUGCGCAUUCGUGGGGGACUGUAAGCGCGCCCGUCGAUCAGCAGACCCCUCGUAGAACUGCUACCAUGACUACCCGUAGAAGUGCUACCCUAAACUGA